Messenger RNA from Toxotes jaculatrix (banded archerfish), 989 nucleotides. It is a transcript of the gene snrpc, whose product is annotated as small nuclear ribonucleoprotein polypeptide C. Lineage: Eukaryota; Metazoa; Chordata; Actinopteri; Toxotidae. The record is from RefSeq and is a predicted model, not a curated record. Gene Ontology annotation, cellular component: U1 snRNP; nucleus. Gene Ontology annotation, molecular function: pre-mRNA 5'-splice site binding; zinc ion binding. Gene Ontology annotation, biological process: mRNA 5'-splice site recognition; mRNA splicing, via spliceosome; spliceosomal snRNP assembly. The transcript is spliced from 6 exons. The coding region runs from base 109 to 555 and encodes 148 amino acids.
CAGCCACGCGAUUUCUACGCGGAACCAACUGUAGGUGGGUCUCAUAUCCGGUAGGAACAUUUGUUGGUAACACCGGAGUCGCGCUCUCGAUGAAGAUCGGUGAGAAACAUGCCUAAGUUUUACUGUGAUUACUGUGACACCUACCUUACACAUGAUUCGCCAUCAGUGAGGAAGACCCACUGCAGUGGCCGCAAACACAAAGAAAAUGUGAAAGAUUACUACCAGAAAUGGAUGGAGGAGCAAGCACAGAGCCUGAUUGACAAAACAACGGCUGCCUUUCAACAGGGAAAGAUCCCGCCCACACCGUUCCCUGGUGGCCCUCCCCCAGGCGGUCCUCCUCGCCCAGGCAUGCUGCCAACACCCCCUAUGGGAGGUCCUCCUAUGAUGCCCAUGAUGGGGCCUCCACCACAUGGGAUGAUGCCUGGUGGACCAGGAGGCAUGAGGCCGCCGAUGGGAGGACCCAUGCAGAUGAUGCCUGGACCGCCACACAUGAUGCGUCACCCUCGGCCGAUGAUGAUGCCAGUCAGGCCGGGGAUGAUGCGUCCAGACAGAUAAGAGCGCGCGGAUCUUCUUCGUUCUCUGUUGGCAUGAACAGACGCGGUCUAGUGAGGACACUUGGUUUAACACUUGGGUUUAUCAAUGUGACCUUGUAAAUUCUCAAAUGUCCGAUGUCUUCAGUCCUGAAACUAAAGCCCCUGAAGUAAUUAUAUCAUUUUUGUAUAAUUACUUUAUUUUCUGGUUGAGUCUUGGUAUUUAUUACUAUUCACAUCAUCAGAAUUAAUUUCAGAUCCCUAUUUUAAAGACAUUUUUAAUUAAACAUCAAGACUGAAACAUCUCCUCUGACAUACUGUUCAACACACAUUUAAAGAGCAUUUUUGAUUAUUUUGUUAUUAUUUGUUACUAUAUUUUUCCUUUGUUUUAGGUCUUGACAUGUUUUUGUUGUAUUUCAUUACAUUGCUUUGAGAAAUAAAAUCGGGAUUUCAAACCUG